AUGGAGGCGAUCGCGACGCCAUCUCUGCGCGCCGCCGCGCCGAGAGUCGCGCCCCCGGGCCAAUGGCACGGCGGCGGACGGCCGGGGCUGCGUGCGGCCGUGCGGUGCGGCGGUGCUGCCUCGGAACGUCCGCUCGUCAGGAGAUUGCCACGUGCCAGACUCCCAUUGGUGUGUGCCCCUUCUCCGCAACGCGUUUCAUGGGACGCCAACCACCGAAUUUUUGGCAGCGGCAGCAGCAGCAGACGACAGGCAGGAAAGGCGCGGGCGGAGGGGAGGGGAAAAUACGAGAAAGCGGGGUAUGCGAGCUACGGAGAGUGGGACCCGCGCGCGGGGACAGGCGCGGAGGGGGAGGCGGAGGAGGCGGAGGGCGAGGGGGAGGGCGAGAUGACCGCGGGAAUGGGGGCGGGGGAGGUUGAUGACAGGGGGUGGCGGACGGCGGAGGAGGUUCGGCGGGAGGUGGAGGCGCGGAGGCGCGCGGAGGCGGAGGCGGAGGCAGUGCGCGCGGCAGUGGAGGAGUAUAGAGACGCGGAGGAGUUCCUUAUAACGGAUAUAAAGGAGUCCGCGAAUCCCAACUACCUGGCGUCGCACCAGUCGUACCCCUCCCCCUUCAUCUACAUCCGCCCCGUCUGCUCGCGCCCCAACGAGGGCGAGCGCUUCCCCCGCGCGCGCAACCUGCUGGUGGGCGAGGCGGACCCGCUGGAGCGCGUGCGCGCGCACAUUGCGCGCGCGGAGGGGCGCGAGUACGUGCCUGUGGGCAUGGGGGAUGGCGGAGAGGGAAGCGGGGACGAGGACGAGGAGGAAGAGUGGGGGGAGGGGGACGAAGCGGAGGAGGAAGAUGAGGGAGAGGAGGAGGGGGGGGACGAGGAGGGGGGGUUGGCGCGCAGUGGGGGGGGCGGGCGGUUCUGGGAGGAGGAGGAGGACGAGGCGUGGGAGGCGGAGAGCGCGGCGCUGAGGGGGCUGAGCGGGUGGGCGCGCAUGCGAGCAGCGUGGGCGCUGGAGGACCGCGAGAGAGAGGCUGCUGCCGCCACUGCUGUUGCUGGUGCUGCUGCAGGGGAGACGCAGGGGGUCGCAGAGGGGCAGGCUGUGGCGCUAGGGAAGGGGGCUGCGGGGGAAGUGGGCGCGUGGGCGCGGGGGGAGGCGUUUGUGGGGGAGGUGGCGGCGUUGGAGGUGGCGGGCUCAGAGGAGGUGUGGUGGAACUGGCAGAAGAACGAGGGCGAGCAGCAGAUCUGGACCGCCUGGCAGAAGGAGGCCGCCACCACCGAUGCGGCGAUGGCGCUAGCAGCAGCGGAGGCGGGGCACAUACGGCUGCACGGCGACAAGCCCACCACGGCAGAGGCUGUGCUUGCUAGGGUGCGCCGCAAGCCACUUGCCGAUGAGAGGCUAGCGAAGGAGGAGGAGCUGAGGGAGCGGCUGGGCGACCUGGCAUACUACCAGGAGUGGGUGGCGGCAUGGCCUCAUGACACGUCACUCAAGGCCGUGCGGCGCAUGGCGAGGGAGACAGGGCGGCCCAUGGAGCACCAGCUGCUCGACAUGCUCGCCAUGCAGACCCAGCGCGAGUACAACGCCAUGAGUGGGAGGGACGUGCGGCUGCAGAAGGACCCGCUGGCCAUUCGCAUGGACAAGAAGCAGUGCAAGCGCGUGUGGGGCGGCGACCCUGUGUACCCCACGGUGAACUACGAGCAGGCGCCCGACCACGUGGUGGACUACCGCGGCCCCAACUUCCACGAGCCCAGCGAGGACCCCUUCAGCGUCGUGCGCCAGCAAGGCAGGGUGGUGACGCAGGAGCAGAUGGAGGCCAUCAUGGCGCGCGAGCAGGAGGAGGAGGAGGCGUUCCUGCAAGAGCUGGAGGAGACCGGAGAGGACGCCGUUGAUAUUGGCGAGGAGGAGGAGGAUGAGGAAGAGGAGGAGGAAGAGGAAGAGGAAGAGGACGAGAUCAGACUCUCCACAUGCGGAUUUCUUUCUGUCUCAAUCCAUCUCACUGUGUCGCCAACCGCGCUUCCCACCCGUCCCGUCCCGUGCCUCCUUCUUUCUCAGAUAUCGGAGGACGAUGAUUCGGACAAGGGCCAGCAGGCACAGGCAUCAUCACACGGGCACGCAGUGCGGGAGGGGCGGGGGAGGCGGCCGGCGGAGAUCCUGGAGGAGGAUGAGCAGACGGGCAUGCAGUGGGUGGCCGUGCCCACCCGCAUGGAGGGCACGCCGGGGCGACUUGCUUACGAGGAGGACAGCGAGGGGAUGAGUGAGGAGGAGGAUGAGAGGGGGGAUGCUGCUGCUGGUAGUGCAGGUGGUGGUGCUCCUAGAGGGGGCAUCUAA
Closterium sp. Naga37s-1 is the source of this 2310-nucleotide messenger RNA. The record is from the annotation of a GenBank genome assembly. NCBI's taxonomy places the organism in Eukaryota, Viridiplantae, Streptophyta, Zygnematophyceae, Desmidiales, Closteriaceae.